Mya arenaria is the source of this 2466-nucleotide messenger RNA. Its product is annotated as transmembrane protein 178B-like. Bases 758 to 1702 code for a protein of 314 amino acids. The transcript has 6 exons. Gene Ontology annotation, cellular component: membrane. The record is from RefSeq and is a predicted model, not a curated record. NCBI's taxonomy places the organism in Eukaryota, Metazoa, Mollusca, Bivalvia, Myida, Myidae.
CACAUACUAUACAAGCUGGUCUGAGUAACUAUAAUACACAAGCUGGUCAGAUACUAUACAAGCUGGUCUGAUACUAUACAAGCUGGUCAGAUACUAUACAAGCUGGUCAGGUACUAUAAUACACAAGCUGGUCAGAUACUUUACAUGCUGGUCAGAUACCAUACUACACAAGCUGGUCAGAUACUAUACAAGCUGGUCUGAGAUACUACAAUACACAAGCUGGUCAGAUACUAUACAAGCUGGUCAGAUACGAUAAUACACAAGCUGGUCAGAUACUAUAAUACACAAGCUGGUCAGAUACUAUACAAUUCUAGCUGGUCAGAUACUAUUAAUACUAAUUUGUCAGAUACUAUACUGAUAUUUUUCCCCGGUGUCAUCGGAUUCUGGCGUUACUCCCGGCUAUCAUCGGCAUCACAGUGUUUGAGGCAUUUCACGAACUCUUCAAUACGAUAUGUGAUUUCAAAACAUGCAUUAAUAAAUUCAUUUUAUUCAAGGUAGUGUCUACUAGCCAUAGUCUUCAUUUGAAAACAAGUUAUUUCACGGUAACGGAGUCCGCUUGUUCCGCACCGUUUUGUUUUUCUUUCACGGUGUAUGGCUCCAUUGUUUUAGUGUGAGUUACGUUCACAGUAUACAUACUUUAUUUGAGGGCGUUUUAAUCAUUGUGAAUGUUUCGUUUUCGGACAGAAAUUCUUGGAAAAGCUGUAAUAUAGCUGUAUUAUAUUGGAUAUUUAAACGAGGAAUUUUGAAAACUUUGAAAAUGAGCCACAGUUCUCUUGGGACGGGUCUGCUGGUGGCGGCGACCGUUUUCGGGCUCAUCGGUGCCAUACUGCUGUCGGUGUCGUUCGCCACGGAUCAUUGGACGGAGGUGGCCGUCAACGUUUCGGCACUAGGCAUAGAGACGCGAACGGCACGGGUGGCAGACCCCUCUGUGGGGCGGCACAUCACUGAUCGCCACAGUGGCAUGUGGCGCGAGUGCUACCCCGGCCGUGACACACAGUUUCUGGAGAACCUGGCCAACUACGAGCCUGAGUUGAUAGACAAGUACUGCUUCUUCGUUAAGUACAACAUCCCUGAGGAACGCAACAACAAUGACUGGAGUAACGACUACCUCUCUAGAAUACAUUUACUACGAUGUUGGAUGGCGUUCUUUAUCGUGGCGCUGGUCGUGUUUCUAGUCGCCUACAUCUUUGGACUGGUGCUGUGCUGCUGGCGACAAUCGAAGUGGGCUUAUAUCGCAGGACUCUGCGCUUACAUAGCUGCAUUCAGCACGGCGGCGUCUAUCGCGUUCUUUCAUGGCGCUGAGUACCUUGAACGGAACAAGAUCCUGGACGAAGACCCCUACACCGGCAAGUUCUGGUACAACUGGCCUUCCGAGGUUCAGAGCGCAACUGACCGGGAGUACGGCUACUCCUACAUCAUUGGCUGGUUGGCCAUGUUCUUUGCCGCCCUCACAGCCACGUUCUACUCUAUCGCCGGCUGCUACAUAGGCGAGGAGAGAUACCAAGACAGGGAUUACUACGACAAGCACUCUCGGUCACAUGAAUACCUGGACCGCAGCUACCCGAUGCCCCUGGAGCCGCCCUACAAGGAGCAGUACUACGGAUACCCACAGCAGGGACCUUAUCUGUACGACAUGGACGCCCGCCAGCCACUUCCGGCCAUCCAGUACGGCCCCGAGCCCGCUGCUUACCGCUGGGGAUAGUCGAGUCUUCGACCCGUCGUACAUAGUGCACAGUAGUAUUGGCAUUACCCAGUUGGUAAAAUACAGUUUGCAUUCACGUGCAGCUGUUUUGUCAUGCAGGGAAGGACUGUUUACAAAUGGUAAUAUAUCAAGUUUUGCAAGUCUUUAUCAACAAAUACAGUGUGUUAAAUCUGUUAUCUCGGCAGAGUUCAGGAUCUUCCAGAAAGUGUUUGAAUGCAUAAUUCUCAUAACAACUAUAUAUCCUUUAUACAGUUUUCUUUUAUAUUACAUGUUUAGGUGACAAGUUAGACGAUGUUAAAUUGACAUGGUAAUUAGGCGUGUGUUCAUGUUACACUUGACAUGGGAAACAUGCGUGUGUAUAUGUUCUCUCUGACAUGACUACCUGUACAUAUUCUCAUCAUAAUAAGUUCAAUACUCAUCUCAUACAGGAGAUAUUGUGUUGUGUUUGAAUGAAGAUGAACGUUUUGACUCAUUACAUAUAGUCUAUUGUUUACAUUUAUUAUUUUGCUUUAUAUAGUUAAGUCAGGAAAUUUCAAUGCGAUUUCUGUCAAUUUCAGGUGAAAGAUUUUUUUUUUAAAUGAUAAAAAAACAUGUCAUUGCUGAGAUUUGAACACUUUUUAUACAUUUACUUUAAAAUAAUUGAAUUGUGUCAAAGUAAAAAGGUGUUGCUUUGUGUUUUUCAUGAAAGGAAUUAAACAGCAUUAUAUACAUAUUAUAAAUUUUAUAUGCAAAAUAUUUACUUACUAAUAAAUUAAUUAAACUUC